This is a messenger RNA of Ambispora leptoticha, 1338 nucleotides long. The record is from the annotation of a GenBank genome assembly. Lineage: Eukaryota; Fungi; Glomeromycota; Glomeromycetes; Archaeosporales; Ambisporaceae.
AUGCCCCAACAAGAGUUUCAUAAGCAAGCAGAUUAUUCGCAGAAAAUGCUUUCGGACGUGAACACUCAGCUGGUUACCGUGGCACGAGAUGCACAUAAGUCAAACAUGCAGCCACAACUCGAUCAAGGUGACUGGCAGCAAUGCGACAAUGGGUAUCAUAGUCGAGAAACCAUUAAUAUUAAUUCCCUUGCCCAAGUCUACGGCUCCAUCUUACAAAGUCCAUACCCUAGUCCGAAUAUCGUCACUCUGGAUGCACUUCAAACGCCAUUACAGGUUUCGACGUUUCCACAAACUCAGCCUGUGAGGUUUGGUGACGAAAUUUCUAUGCAAUAUGAUUAUUCUUUUGAUCAACAGGUAUAUCCUGAUGGACAGUACGAACAACCUCCAACGCCUACUUCGAAUUCUUCUUCACGUCCUUCAUCCCCAAGUUUAAUCAAUCAAAAACCACCAGUCUAUACAAAAUGGACCGAGGAAGAAGAUCAAUUACUACGAGCUGCGAUUAGCAUUUAUGGACCUCACAAGUGGUCAUUAAUAGCCGCGCAUGUACCGAAUCGUACACCAAUGCAAUGUUCGACCAGAUGGUUGGGUGCGUUAAAUCCCACAAUACACAAAGGCCGUUGGACACCGGAAGAAGAUGCUGCGCUAAAAGAUGCCGUAUCAGAAUACGUGGAUUUGACCGAUUCGGACGGAAAUCCACAGCCAAUUCCUUGGAAUAAAAUUGCUGCUCGUAUUCCUCAUCGAACGGGAAUCCAAUGUCAGGCACGAUGGUCCGAAGCAUUGGAUCCGCGUGUUCGAAAGGGAAAAUGGUCACCUGAAGAGGAUGAGAUAUUGAAAGAAGGCGUACGAAGAUUUGGAAGAUGUUGGAUUCGAAUCGCCGAAAUGAUUGAUGGACGCACUCAGAGACAAUGUCGGACUCGAUGGGUGCAAAUAAAAAAUAAGCAAGCGAAACUUGAACGUGAUGCGAAUGCCGCCGCAACAUCCGCAAAUGGGGCAAGUGAUAAUGAUAGUGGUAGUUCAGUUACGAUGAUAAGUCCACCAAACUCUACACCAACUACACCUACAAUGGGUAUAACCGCUGGAAAUUUAGUUCAACCUGGAACGGAAGGAGAUGAUGGUGAAUUACAUCAACAGCAAAUUCCUCCACCACUAGACAUUCCUUCAUCCAGUCCAACAUCAUCAUCAAAUAAUAGUCCAACAACGAUAAACACACCUCAAUUAUCGGGUAUUAGUGGAAAUAUCGGCGUUACAACACUGAAAAUGGAUCCACAAAACUCGUUACAACAAAUGAUCUAUAAUUCGCCAAACGGUAUAAUACCAAAUCAAUAUCUCUUGAUUUAA